Chelmon rostratus (copperband butterflyfish) is the source of this 1877-nucleotide messenger RNA. RefSeq names its product ADP-ribosylation factor-like 13A (gene arl13a). The record is from RefSeq and is a predicted model, not a curated record. Bases 59 to 1384 code for a protein of 441 amino acids. Gene Ontology annotation, biological process: non-motile cilium assembly; receptor localization to non-motile cilium. NCBI's taxonomy places the organism in Eukaryota, Metazoa, Chordata, Actinopteri, Chaetodontiformes, Chaetodontidae. Gene Ontology annotation, molecular function: GTPase activity; GTP binding. Gene Ontology annotation, cellular component: non-motile cilium; ciliary membrane. The transcript is spliced from 10 exons.
UUGGUUUUGUAGCUGAUGGGUACAAGAUGUUAGUAGAGAGAAGCACCCAAACAAAUGCAUGGACAUAGACUUACUUCUGUACCAGUUCCAGAGAAGAUGGUGGCCACUGUGCACACCUCUCUCACCUCAACUAAACAUGUUCAACCUGAUGAGCAACUGCUGCACCUGGGUCUCCAAAAUACAGGAGCCAAUCAGGAAAGUGACCAUUCUGGUGGUUGGUCUUGACAAAGCAGGAAAAACAUCCUCUAUUAGAGGGAUGUUAAGAGUCCCCCAUGGUGUGGAAGCGGGACCCACCCAGGGCUGCAUCCGAAAUGAGCUGAGAGUGGAGAACUACCUGGUCGCCUUGCUGGAUGUGGGAGGAUCAGCAGAGUCGAGAGGAGCCUGGAGGGAGCUCUAUGGAGAGGCCCAUGGGAUCAUCUUUGUGGUGGACUCCAGUGACAGGCAGAGGAUAAAGGAGGUCAAGGAGGUUCUUGUCGACCUGCUGAAGCAUCCAAGAGUGGCAGGAAAACCCAUAUUAGUGUUGGCAAACAAACAGGACAAAAUGAAUGCUUUGCUGGGAAGUGAGCUGAUUGAGAUUCUGUCACUGGAGAAGCUGGUCAACCAGAGUCGCUCUCUUUGCCAUAUUGAGCCGUGUUCAGCCUUAAUGGACCUGCGACGCUGGUCGGACAGGAAGACUCUGCGAGGCCUUCGCUGGUUGCUGCGUGCUGUUUGUCUGGAUUACCCUGAGCUGUGUGCUCGUGUAGCCCAGGACAGCAAGAGGCCUCUGCAACCGAAAGAGAAGGAAAAGAACUGGAAAACAGAGAAAGUGCGCAGGAAAACCAAGGGGGAACGAAUGCGAUCCAGCAAGUCAGAUCUUCGCCAGGUUCAUCGGCCAAAAGACAGGGAGAAAAAGGCGAAGGGCGAAGGAAAGCUGCAACCCAUUCGAAACAUGCUGCAAAAGGAAACUACUCUGAAAAAGAAGCUGAAGACAAAGAAGAAGAAGCCGGUUAAGGCCAAGGAAGGUGACAAGAAUGGAGAAGAAGCAAAUAAUCAGGAGGAGGAAGAGGAGGGUGACGGUAAUGAAGGAGAGCAAGAAAACUCUGGUCAUAGAGAGAAAGCCAGCAGUGCCCUCAUCCCCCCGAAAAAAGGCAAACCGAGACGCAAAACAAAGGUGAAAGAAGAGACACUGGAUGAGCCAGAAUCACCUGACAAUGACGAGAAGGCACUCAAAGUUAAAGGGGAAAAGAGGAAGAAGAAGAAAGUUGUCAAAGUAAAAAGGAAGAACAAGAUCAACACGGAGGAGAUGCCAGGAGCUUACUCUCAACCUGUGGACCUGUCUGCAACCUUUGAUCUAUACCGAAAAGCAAUACUGGCUCUGAAGGAACGUCAGGAUCAGGGACAGUGAGAGUGAAUCCUGGUUGUGUCCUGUGACCUGGAUGAAGGAUGUGGUCCACAGCAGCAGCACAUGGUCACACUGCAUCACUUCACAAACUCUCACAUCCUUUUCUGUGACUGCUGUGUCUUUAUCACUUUCUAUAGAUGAUUACUUCAGGCCUGAUCCCUGAACCUAUGGAGUGAAGCUCUGAAUUCCAGUGUGUAGUGAAGGGCAGGUCUGCAUAAUCAUGUAAUGAUAGAAAAAAUUAUACAACAUUAAAAAAAUUAAUAUAUAAAUAAUAUAUACAUAAAAAAAACUUGGUUGUGACCUGGCCAAAAUGUUAAAGGAGGUUCUGUUUGUGUAAAUCUAUGCAAUUUUGAAACUUGAUUUUUGUUAUCCAUAUCCUUUUUUAAAAGAAUAUUUCAUUAUUAUAUGAACAUUUCAUUAUUAACAUUUUCCAGCAAUGAACAGUGCACUGGGCAGCGUAUGGGACAUUGUUGAUGUGACAAACAACUAUAUUAAA